AUGGGGAGGAUCAAGCCUCAAGCUUUGUUGCAACAAAGCAAAAGAAAGAAGGGACCUUAUCACAUGAGUCCAAUGCUUAUCAUGUUUUACUCUUUGAUUCUUUUCAUAUUUGUGCUUUUCCUCUUUGCUACAUUCAGAUACUGGUCCAUUCGACUCGGGAACCACUCAUCAGUAUUUAAGGAUGCAAAUUCUUAUGUGGAAUCCAAGAAAUCUGAUCUACCUGAAUAUGCUGUUUUUAGAACCUCUAAAGGUUCUAUUAUAAUAGAACUUUACAAGGAAAGUGCUCCUGAAGUUGUUGAUGAAUUCAUUGAUUUAUGUCAAAAGGGACACUUCAAGGGGAUGCUUUUUCACCAAGUAAUUAAGCACUAUGUUAUUCAAGCAAGUCAUAACAAAGGGACAGGGUCUAUCGAAGAUUGGAACCUCAGAGGGAAGAAAUAUACAAGUAUAAAAUACGAAGCAUUCAUGCUUGGAACUUCCAAGGACAAAUACAUCAACAAAGGAUUUGAUCUUUUCAUCACGACCGCGCCAAUACCUGAUCUAAACGAGAAACUUAUUAUUUUCGGUCGGGUUGUAAAGGGAGAGGACGUAGUUCAGGAAAUUGAAGAAGUGGACACUGAUGAACAUUAUCAACCAAAACUUUCUACUGGAAUAAUUGAUGUAGAUCUUAGACAAAUGAUGUGA
Vicia faba (fava bean) is the source of this 681-nucleotide messenger RNA. Lineage: Eukaryota; Viridiplantae; Streptophyta; Magnoliopsida; Fabales; Fabaceae. The record is from the annotation of a GenBank genome assembly.